CCAAGGGGGCCCUGGCGGCGCCGCUGCGCAGCAUACUCUGCCGCAGCUCCCGCCCGCAUGCCGACCCGUGGUGAUUCGAGAGGCACGCUCCUACGCCGGACAACAACGGGUCUGCCCAUCUUCGAGCCGCCUGGUGAGGCGGAUGACCUCGAAGAACUCGACCUUCCGAAGCUCCUCUUAGUCGGCAGCGCCUUCUACACCGGCCUGAACUGCUGCACCUACCCUCUCGCAGUCAUAAAGACGAGGAUGCAGGCGAGUGCGGUGAGCAUGGGCUCGCUCGAGGCGGCCGGCGAGCUGUGGCGCAUCUCUGGCAUCCGAGGCUUCUACGCGGGCAUCGGUCCUGUGCUGCUCGGUGCGCUGCCCGCUCGGGCGGGCUACAUCACCGCGCUCGAGGGAACCAAGGCCUUCUGGCAGGCGCGUGCCGAAGCGGCAGGCGUGACGGGGCCGACGGCCGCCGCAGCGAGCAACGGCGCGGCCGGCUUCGGCGCGGUGCUAGCGAGCCAGACGAUCUACACGCCCUGCGACGUGGUGACGCAGCGGGUGAUGGUUGCGAGCGGGUCGGGCGGCGCUGCGGCGGCGGACGCCUCUGCAGCCCACGUGGUGCGAGACAUCUGGAGCACCUCUGGCUGGUCUGGCUUUUACCGCGGGUUUGGCGUGACGCUGAUCGCCUACCUGCCGGGCGGGUCGGUCUGGUGGGCGGCGUACGGCGGCGCGCGCUCCGCGGCGAGCGGGCAGAAGCUGAUGCCCGAUCUAGCCGAGCUUGCUCUCGCCGCGACGUGGGCAUCACUGUGGACGGUUGCGGUGACGAGUCCGCUCGACGUGCUCAAGACGCGCGUGCAGCUCGCGCCGAGCAGGGUAGCGCCGCCCGUGCUCACCAUUGGGAGGGAGCUGCUGCGGAGCGAGGGCUUUGCUGGGCUAUACCGCGGCUUCCUCCCGCGCUGGAGCCAGGCCUCCAUCUUCAGCGGCUCCGUCAUCUCCCUGUACGAGCACCUCAAGCGCAUCUGCAAGAAGUAGACGGCGGCACGUGCCCCCUGCUCUCGUCGACCCUCUCCCUCCACGUACCACGAGGCCCUGCACUGGUCCUGCUGUGUGGAGUGUGCGCAAAACAUGGCGCAAAAACAGACGGAGCAGAAUUGUGUGUGUAGUCUGUAGAGCCGUAGACUUAACGUCGUCACAUCCUC
This is a messenger RNA of Emiliania huxleyi CCMP1516, 1181 nucleotides long. RefSeq lists its product as hypothetical. The record is from RefSeq and is a predicted model, not a curated record. NCBI's taxonomy places the organism in Eukaryota, Haptophyta, Isochrysidales, Noelaerhabdaceae. Bases 58 to 1014 code for a protein of 318 amino acids. The transcript has 3 exons.